CAUUGAGAGCGGCCAUCUUCUCUCUCCAGGCUUGAGAAGAGAAGUGUUGCAACAGAUAUGGCUGACUACUCGAACGUGGCUCCGCCGUCGGGAAAUGGCGCCGGAAUGAACGACGCGUUUAAAGACGCACUUCAGCGAGCUAGACAGAUCGCCGCCAAGAUUGGGGGUGACGGUGUACCCUCGGCGCCCUCAGGUAAUGAGUUUGGCUAUGGAGGCCAGAAGCGGCCCCUAGAAGAUGCCGAUGACUGUUGGACCAGUCUAAACAGUAGAACCCAUCGGGAAGGAAUGAGCUCUCCUUUCUCAGACCAACCAGAGACCAAGAAGGUGGCACCAAAUGACCCGUUCUCAGCAGCGAUGGGUAUGGGAGGGGGUGGUCCUCGAUCGUCUUCAGAGGAGUUCAAGGUCCCUGACGGAAUGGUUGGAUUCAUUAUAGGAAGAGGAGGAGAACAGAUAUCCCGUAUGCAGCAGGAGUCGGGGUGCAAAAUCCAGAUCGCCCCUGACAGUGGAGGAAUGCCUGAUAGGUCGGUGACACUGACGGGAUCCCCAGACUCAAUACAAGCUGCCAAGAGGCUGCUAACGGAGAUCGUUGAUAAGGGUCGUCCUACUCCAGCAUUCCACCACAACGACGCCGGCGGUCCUGGUAUGUCUGUUCAGGAGAUGCUGGUCCCUGCCUCCAAGGCUGGCCUGGUCAUCGGGAAGGGAGGAGAGACCAUCAAACAGCUGCAGGAGAGAGCCGGGGUCAAGAUGGUGAUGAUCCAGGAAGGGCCUCAGAACACGGGCGCAGACAAACCUCUACGCAUCUCUGGGGAACCUUUUAAAGUCCAGCAAGCCAAAGAAAUGGUGAUGGAGCUGAUCAGAGAACAAGGCUUCAGGGAGCAGAGGGGAGAGUACGGCUCCAGGAUGGGAGGAGGAGGAGGAGGAGGAGGAGGAGAGGGCCUGGAUGUUCCUGUCCCCAGGUUUGCGGUGGGAAUCGUGAUCGGGAGAAAUGGAGAGAUGAUCAAGAAGAUCCAGAGCGACACAGGAGUCAGGAUCCAGUUCAAACCAGAUGACGGCAGUACCCCGGAGAGGAUAGCCCAGAUCGUGGGUCCCCCUGACCAGUCCCAGCAUGCAGCAGAGAUCAUCUCUGACCUUCUGAGGAGUGUCCAGCAGGGGGGGCCGGGGGGGCCUAACGGAGGGGGCAGGGGGAGAGGCAGGGGGGGUAACGGGGGCGGUAACUGGAACAUGGGUCCUCCAGGUGGACUGCAGGAGUUCACCUUCACCGUCCCUACCAUGAAGACUGGACUCAUCAUCGGCAAAGGAGGAGAGACCAUCAAGGGCAUCAGCCAGCAGUCUGGGGCUCGUAUUGAGCUACAGAGGAACCCUCCGCCCAACUCAGACCCCAACAUCAAGAUGUUCACCGUCCGAGGAUCGCACCAACAGAUAGACUACGCACGACAGCUGGUCGAGGAGAAGAUCGGGGGUCCAGUCAGUCCAAUGGGUGGUCCCCAAGGUCCGCCAGGCCCCCACGGCGGUCCCUCUCCCCACGGGCCCCGCCCUCCUGGACCUCCUGCUCAGAUGGGGCCCUACAACCCCGGUCCCUACAACCAGGGACCCCCAGGACCACAUGGUCCUCCUGCUCCCUACCAGCCUCAGGGUUGGGGCAACGGCUUCCCCCACUGGCAGCAGGGACAGCCUGAUCCUGGUAAAGCUGCAGCUGACGCCAACGCAGCGGCCUGGGCAGCGUAUUACUCCCAGUACCAACAGCAACCCCAGGCCCCCAUGACACCCACCGGCGGCGCCCCAGGGAGCACACAGGCCAACGGGCAAGGUGACCCCAAGGGACCUGGUCACACUGGACAGGCAGAUUACUCCAAGGCCUGGGAGGAAUAUUACAAGAAAAUGGGACAGCCAGGCCAGCAGCCACAGGACUACACCAAGGCUUGGGAGGAGUACUAUAAAAAACAAGGUCAAGCGGCCCCGCAGGCGGGAGCAGCGCCAGGUGGUCAGCCAGGUGGUCAGCCGGGUGGUCAGCCAGACUACAGUGCUGCCUGGGCGGAGUACUACCGCCAACAGGCUGCGUAUUACGGACAGGGAAGCCCACAGGCCAUGGGGGCACAGCCACAAGCACCUCAGGGCCAGUAAUGUGAAGUGGACAUAAAGUAAAUGCUACAUUGUGGAAACAAAACAAACCCCUUUGUUAAAUGUGUUGGAUGGUGCAGAUGAUGCCUUGAAGAUCUUAAUUUCCCCCCUUGGUUGGUUUGAAGUGUUUCACAGUAGAUGUGAUGGCAGCGGUCUGUCUGGAGACACAAACCCUUCGUCCUUUGAUAUCUAUCUUUUUGUUUUUCUAGUUUUGUUUCUUGUAAAUGAACGGUUUGGUUUUUUUAGUGAGGUAAUUAUGUUAAUUCCAGCCCCCUGUAUCUUAUCUUUGUCAUACUGUGUGGUUAAAGAGCUCCUGUUAUUAACUAGCUAGUUGUUUACCGUGGAAAAAUCAUCUCCAUUUUUUAAAUAAUAUGCCUGUUGUGUUUUGCAAUAAAACAAAGUGAAACCUCCUGUGUUGGUAAGUUGGGUUGGUAAUGGAUAUGACAAUGUGAACUCUACUUCAAAUCAUGUACCUUUUUUUGUUUGUUUUUGUUUUACCAUUAUGGCAGUGUCUCUCCGACUCUACACAGCUCUUGGUAACUUUACCACGGUGUUUUUAGAUGUGCGUUCGUCUCACUGCUUUUUUUCACCGGGGUCCAGUUUCGGUGUUCCCCAAGGUUCUGUUCUAGGACCACUAUUGAAUAGAAAAAAUGUCCCCGUCUUUCCUCUUGGUGAUAUUAGCCUGUUUUUCUACCUCCGUCUACUGCUCUGUAGUACUAGGCAGAUGUUUGUUACACCGUAAUGUAGUAUUAGUGGCUUAGCGUUGUGCUACAUCUGACUCAUGCAUUACCUGCAGUGUUCGGGUUGUUGCGGCAUCUCUGUCAAGCAGCUGAACGUAUAAUCUUGCCUGGUGUGCUGACUGACUGACGUGGUGUCGUCUCAAAUGGUACCCUAUUCCCUUUUAAUAGUGCACAAGGCUCCCUAGAGCUCUAGUCAAAAGUAGUGUGCGAUUUUUAUAGGGAAUAGGGUGCCUUUUGAGACAUCCUGAAGCGGACUUUGUUGUGGUAACUUAGUGUGCUGCACUGUUUUCAUAAUAUGAGUAACUUCCUCCUUCACAGGCAAGUUUAGACGAGCGGUAAGCAAAGCAAGUGUAUAUAUGACCUUUUUUUUUAAAAAUCCAAAAUGUUCCUCAGAAAAUGUGACUCUCACGUCAGAAAUGUUGCAUUCGUUUUUUUUAUUAUUAUUAGUGCAUUUUUUGCUGCUCCCUCUGUCUCUUCUAGGACGUGGUAAACUGACGUGGUAAACUGACGUGUUCUGUUUUUGCUGUAUUGCAUUGCAUUCAAACGUUUGUUCUCUUCCCCCCCCCCUUAAAAUGUAUACAUUUCCUGGCCUUUUGAUACUAUAAAAAACGUGAAAUGCAAAAGUGGUAUUUUUAUUUUUGCUCUGCCCAUGCAUUGUUCUGUUAGUUUAUCCAACGGAAGAACGUAGGUUGUCUGUAGGGCCGAGGGGUGGUCUGAGCUGGUCUGAGCGGUACCAUCAGCCAACAGGGUUGACCUCUGACCUCCUACUCUGUAAGUACAAUACUGUGACUAUAUAUAACAAACCCAGUUACUGUAAGUAUUAUACUGCUAUGACUAUAUAUAACAAACCCAGUUAUUGUCUGGCUGUCAAUGUAUUUCUUUGACUGAUGAUUACAAAACGAUUGUUUCUGUCAAAUUGCACUUUUUUUUUUUUCCUUAAAAAAAAAAAAAAAAUACUGGGUAAGUAUAAAAAGUUAUGAUAAAGUACAGUAUCUUGGAAUUGUUGUCAUUCUGAAAUUAUAAACGUGUCUUUUGACCAUUUGGACUUUUAGAGUACAUUGAAUAUUGCAUUGCAGUUUGUUCUAUCCAGGCUCUGUUGUUUUUAGGUAGGAAAGUGUUCUACCAAUAAUAUUUAUUGUAUUGGUCAUUUACCAGUCGGACUGUUCAGUUAGCACUCUGAACUGAGGCGUAAGGAUCCCUUCCUAUCGAAGCAGAAUGCUUUGUGCAGUGGUUCAUUUUAGGAAUGUUAGAAAGUGCUUGAUUUUAGAUAACAAUAGUUUUGAAGUGCCGUUGCAAGGCCAGAAUAGAGAUGUAAUUAUGAAUUUAUUGAAUCAUUAUUUGAAAAAUAAAUGCCGUUUUGAGUCUUUAAGAAUUUAGUUGAUAUUAGAAAUGCAUAUUUUCACUGCAGUAAUGGUGUGAUUCAGUCUGAAAUGUCUUCUCGUUUUCCCCCAUGGUAGCAUGUUGAAGUUGUUUCAAUGCUGUUUUUAUUGAUGUCUCCCAUCAGCAUGUUGGGUUGUCAUUCAGUAGAAUGUUCUACAAGUGCUUCUGAUUCUAAGUGAUGCAGUUAUUCCAUUGAUCUGCUCUGACAUGCCAUUCUAUUGAUGUUGAGUGCUGUUGUUCUGAAACAAAACUUAAGGCUGUUUUGAACUGAGUGAGUGGCAAAACGGCGCAAUAUCAUAUCUGUGUGAUCUUUGCAGUAUCACUGUCACCCCCCAGACCUUGACCCUUAGGUUCUGCUGCGGUCACACAGGUAAGCGACCCUAAGGAAAACACCUGUGUUCUGACCUGUCAUAUAUACAGGAUAUAUAUAUAUAUAUAUAUACCCAGAUGGGAUCCGUUUAUACUCACCUGAAUUUGCCUGAUAUAUUUCUGCUUACCUGUGCUGUUUCGUAAACAGUAGCUGUGCUAAGGUUAUUUUAAUAAACCAUGUCCAGGUAGGAUUUGUAGUGAUAUCAACCGCUGUUUUGCUCAUAGUAUAUUGAUGAUAGUGCUGUGAUCUGAUGGUGAUGAAUGACUUGCAUGGUACUUCAUGAGUUGUUGUAUGGUUUGUUCUCGAGAGCAGCGAUGUUUUUUUCCUCUUAGCCAAUGCAAUGUGGUUUGAUUGCUUCUCCCAACUGACUUAUCGUAGGACAAUUUGCAAAAACGCGUUCUUUCUACAUGCUCUUUUAAGUUCUCAUUUUCUGAGGUCAUUUUGUUGUCAUUGAUAUACAGUAUCCCCCCCAUGAUGAGGUAUAUUAAUAAUGCAUAACUUGGUAAGUCUCUGCAGUGUGAUCUGUGAUGCAUAGAGCUCGAGCCCUGUACUUUUUAACAUUAAUAUAAACUGCAUACGGUCAACUGUCAUAAAGCCCAGUGUGCAUAUAUGCGUACGUGUUUAAGUCUACAACCGUUUCUAAAAGUACACCUGCACAUGAUGCUCAUGCUGUUGAACUGACUUGACUCAUUGGUGUAAUUUUUUUUAAAGCUGUGAAGUGAAAUAUACAUUCUAUAUUGCCACAAUGCUGCAGUGCUGUUACGGUGUUCUCAUAAAAACCCUGCUGCCUGCCUCCACCUCUCACUCAGAUGCUGUUGGGAGCCAGAGAAGGUUCUAGAAGCCAGCGUAGGUUCUAGAUUCAGGAACAGGAACCUGUAAAGUUUGUCCCUCUCGUAAAGGAGACUGAGAGAGGCGUCCUUUGAGAGGCUGGUGAUCAAGGUGUAGGUGACCGUUCGAGAGCGAGCUCCAGAUAAGGUAAAAAAAAGCAAAGCAAAUGAAAUACAGAAUUCUGUGAUUUGCUAAAGUUACCUGCUGUUUGCUAGUUAGGGCUGUCUUUUUUAUUUUUUAUUUUUUGGGGUCCAGGCCUCUCGUCUUAACGCAACAUGCCGUAGAAUUUCUGCUAGUUGUCUGACUGAACUGAUGUCUAGUGUUUCUUCAUGAUGAUUCUAUUGAAUGCCUUCCUUUGCCCACUCACCCACUGGGUGCGUCCCAAAUGAAACCCUAUUCCAUAAUAGUGCCCUACGGGCCCUGGUCAAAAGUAGUGCACUAUAAAGGAAUAUGGUGCCAUUUGGGAGGUAAUCACUGUCAUGAUAACUAGAGCUUGUUGCAUAGUUGAACCACCAUCAGGACUCUAAAGUCCACCAUUUUUAGUUGCAUAUGCUUCUAAAUAUUGUGUGACCUGACAUUUAUUUAUUUAUUUUGUGAGCACCAGUGUGUCAGGGGGAAAUAAAUCACCCAGAUAAUAAUUGUAAUGAUGGGCUUCGCUGGGCCGUUGUUUCCGAGUGCCCUUGAGGGGGGAAAAAAGCCAGCGCAGAUUCACUCAAUCUAAAGCCUACAUUUUAAAGAAUGCAUCAGUGAUUUGUAUUUCUUGCACAUUUCUGAAGAAGUAACGACAUGGGAACGCCUGUCAAACGACUUCCUGUAGCCGGUUAGUGAUGCCGUCAUUUCUAAAUGCUUUCUCAUAAAACUUUCCAAAUUUUAAAUGUUAACUGCAACGUAGGCUUAACUAGCAAUAAUGAUCUAAUGUUCAUGGUCUUUUGUUUUGCAAACUGCUAUUGAAUGCAGUAAAGAAACACCGCCAGCCAAACACCUUUUUUGAGGUGCGCAAUUGAAAUUAAAGGGUAACUAUACCCUCAAAUAUUUGUAUUUUCUUCCCCAGACCUCAAAAGGCGUCUCCUGAUGUAGUUUAAGCAUUGCUGUGGACUUAGAACAUCCAAUUAAUUUAUUUUGUGAUUUUGAGUGAACCUUUAUAAAGUAAAAAGGGGCAAUCCGACACCUGGAAGAACUAAACCGAGAGUUUUAGAUUUUGGUGUUAUGGCAAAUGUAUUGGUAUUGGCUGGUAAGAAUUUGAGUGGCUGGUAAAAAAAAAAAUAGAAUUGCGCUGGUAGAUAGUUUUUCUUCGAGCGGUCACAGUGACAUUUUUUUAAGACCUGUUCAUAAACCGGGUCGUUCCAAAUCCACACUCAGGCGUUUUUUUUUCUCAGUCGUAUUACCUCAACUAGUUAGUUAACAACCUGGUUACUUUACCAGUAUAUCCAAUCACCUGGGGGGCACAGAAGGAAAGGAAGGGACACCAACGAAUGAAUGACUUGCAUGUCUCAUCACAGACUUGAUGCUCUUAAAGAGACGGUGUAGGAUUUUCACUGUAAUGGAUCUCAACAGGUAGUGCUAUUACUCAAUGUAGAAACCUCAUAUUCCAUAAAUUACUAAUUUCAAUGGCAGGUUUUUGUAUCAACAUUUUUAGCUUUUUUACAGGGUUAAAUAUUAGUUUCUAGAGCUCAACAUGUGCUUCAAAAGUAGCUAGAAUGCAUAAGGCCCAUUUAUUUUAUUUAUAUUUUUUGAGAUGGCAUAAUCUUCUGGUGCUGCUAGAUUUUUUGCUUUAGGAGCACCAGUGCUACCACCGUUAAUUUUAGACCACUGCUAGAGAUGGUUAUCUGAGAAGUAACCCGGGAACUGCUGUUUUUGUGAUUUUUCAAAUGUCAAGAUCUUUCAACCCUUUCGGCAGGAAAUUGUAGAGUUGGCUACUUUCUAGUUUUCACUUAAUUCAUUAGAACCCACACGUCCCUUUUUAGAACCCACACGUCCCUUUUUUUACUUUAUGAAAUAAUGCAAAAUUAGAAAAUCACUAGCAGUGUAUUCUCUGUGUGAGAUGCUCUCUCCUCUGAGCAAAGUGUUAAGGCAGAGUUUUGGGUUUUGGGGGCGUAGAAGAGUAAAUCAGAAUGGAGAAAUGUGGAUCAUGCCUUAGAGGUAAACAAAUCAAACAGGUUUCAUGUGAUGCUUUAUUAUCAAAUGUAUCUUUUUUUUUGUUUGUUUCCUGUCUUUUUUAAAUGACUGUGCAUCUUUGUUGCCCUGUGCAGUAAUAAAGCUGUUACAUUUA
Coregonus clupeaformis (lake whitefish) is the source of this 7705-nucleotide messenger RNA. RefSeq names its product far upstream element-binding protein 1-like. Gene Ontology annotation, molecular function: mRNA binding. Gene Ontology annotation, cellular component: cytoplasm; nucleus. NCBI's taxonomy places the organism in Eukaryota, Metazoa, Chordata, Actinopteri, Salmoniformes, Salmonidae. Gene Ontology annotation, biological process: regulation of DNA-templated transcription. The record is from RefSeq and is a predicted model, not a curated record.